ACUACUUCUUCGGCUCCUUGUUCUUUCUCUCUUUCUCUCUCCAUCUCAAGCUAAGAAGUCUUGAAAUAUCUCGAGUGAUUCGCUAUAGCAUCGUGAGCUAUUCCGCUUUGAUCAGCUGUUUGAUCAUCUGGGUUUUCAAUUCCUUUGAAGAAAUCGACUUCGAUCUCAAUCUCAAUCUCUCUCGACAUUUCUAUAGCUUCUAGCUUCUGUUCCACCGUGUUUCAGAACCGAAUCACUGGUUUAUCUUCAAUCAUUGCUUGAUCAGGCUUUUCACCAUCUGGGUGUGGUUUAUCCGACUUCAAUCGCUGUUCUCCGGUGUGAUCACGUGAUUUGAAGGUGAUCGUGAUAAAAACAGCUGAAUCGGUGGCUCGAUCGAUUGAUUCAACUGAAGCGAUUCAUAAAUGGGGGAUCUAAGCGAUAAGGGUUCCGAGUGUGAUGAUAUGAUGAACUGCAAAAGCAGCCCAGAAAGAGGCGGAUCAUCUUCAUCCGACGGUGGUAGUCAUCUGAUCAAAACCUGUGCCGAUUGUGGGACCACCAAAACGCCUCUCUGGAGAGGUGGCCCAGCUGGUCCUAAGUCUUUAUGCAAUGCUUGUGGGAUCAGAAGCAGAAAGAAAAGAAGAGCACUUUUGGGUAUGCCAAAAGAAGAGAAAAAACCAAAGAAAACCACCAUGGCUGCCACGUCAGCUAGCGGAGAUAGUCAAACUAGCGGUUUGACCACCAGUAAAGGCAGUAACAUGGGUGGUGAUUUUUGUUUGAAGAAAAGAUUAAUGGCGCUUGGUUCAGAAGUGGUGUUACAGAGGCCAAGAUCGAGAGUGACAAAACAAAGGAGGAAGAUCGGUGAAGAAGAACAAGCUGCAAUUUUGUUGAUGGCUUUAUCUUGUGGUUCUGUUUUUGCUUGAUUAAUUUAAUAUUAAUAAAUUGAAAACAAAAACAGGGUUUGUUUUUGUAGAGUUAGGGUUUUACUUUUAAUGUUUGGGUAAUCAAGAAUCGAAUGAUGGAAGAAAUCAAGAAGAGUGAAUGAAAUGUG
Molecule: messenger RNA, 1027 nt
Organism: Lactuca virosa
Lineage: Eukaryota; Viridiplantae; Streptophyta; Magnoliopsida; Asterales; Asteraceae
Source: the annotation of a GenBank genome assembly